Molecule: messenger RNA, 2716 nt
Organism: Cavia porcellus (domestic guinea pig)
Lineage: Eukaryota; Metazoa; Chordata; Mammalia; Rodentia; Caviidae
Gene: Atg10
Product: autophagy related 10
Exons: 7
Coding region: 787-1428 (213 amino acids)
Biological process (GO): protein modification by small protein conjugation; protein lipidation; macroautophagy
Cellular component (GO): intracellular anatomical structure
Molecular function (GO): Atg12 transferase activity
Source: RefSeq, a predicted model, not a curated record
GCGCGGCGCGUCUCCCGGUCCCCUGCGUUGGCGGAAGCGCCGCCAGCUAAAUGCGCUCGGCUUGGCCGCUAGCUGCAAGGCCUUCCCGGGGUCAGGGCGGGGCAGGGUAUGGACUCGGUGAGGGAGUGCUGCUUGGGAGGGAAAGAUACGCAUAGAGAUCCCAUAGCACUGUCAUUUAUGGAAUUGUAAUUUCUUAAAAAAUUUUACUGUGAACAACAUACCACUUAGUUAAAAGUGGUAUGACAACCCUUGGUAUUUAAGAAAAAAGUGGUGUGACAACCCUUUUAUUAACCCUUCUGAGUUCAGUGGUGUUUGACUGCUCAUCAGGAACUAUAAGCUUCCAAUCCAUGCUUGCAGUACCUAACGGUCAAUUCCUUGUGGGGAGUUGGCAUGUGUAUACGACACGUCUCCACUCUUUCAGGUCCCCUUCUCCACUCCAUCUCUUGCAAAAGAUCUGUGUCCCGUGAGCAAAAGAUGUGUCUCGUUUCCUGGUACCUUUUAUUUUGCUGUUGGUACUUUGUCUCAAGAGAAAUCAUGUAAUGUUUUUGUGUUGAUUUAUUUCACUAUGGUCCCAAUGGCUGAUUUUGUAUUUAACAUCGAGUCUAAGCAGCCUCCUCCCCUUGAGAGUCUGGGUCUCCCUGUGUUGUUCCUGCUGGUGUCCAACUUCUGGGCUCCAGGGAUCCUCCUGCCUUUGCCUCUCUGGUGCGACGGACUGUUGGAUUGACCUUCCACACGCUCUAGCCCUGUCAGUUUUUCUUCAGUGUACUCCUUCAGUUACCAUUGAGCAUGGAAGAGAAUGAGUUCUUGGAAGAGAAAGCAUUCCAGCAUUGUUGUGCAGAAUUCAUUAAACAUUCACAGCAGAUAGGCGAUGGCUGGGAAUGGAAAACAUCAAAGGACUGUUCUGAUGGCUACAUGUGCAAGACACACUUCCGAGCAACCGCAGCGGCCCAUCCCAGCAUGUCCCCCGAGGGGCAGACCUGGCUUCCCGUGGAGGAGGCCCUAGAGGAACCCUGGGAUGAUUCGGAAGUGACCGAAUACGCGGCAGCAUCCGAAGUGGUUAAAUACGAGUAUCACGUCUUAUAUUCCUGUAGCCACCAAGUUCCCGUACUGUAUUUCAGGGCAAGCUUUUCAGACGGGAGACCUCUCACCCUGCAGGACAUCUGGGACGGAGUCCACGAGUGCUAUAAGACACGGCUGCUGCAGGGGCCUUGGGACACAAUCACCCAGCAGGAGCAUCCGAUCCUGGGACAACCCUUUUUUGUACUUCAUCCUUGCAAGACUGCUGAAUUCAUGACUCCAGUACUAAAGAAUUCCCAGAAAAUCAAUAGGGACAUCAACUACGUCACAUCGUGGCUGAGCAUGGUGGGGCCAGCCGUGGGGCUGAAUGUACCUCUGAGUUACGCCAAGGCCAGCUUUCAGGAUGAAUGAGAUGUCCACUGACAAGGUAAAGAAGAGUGUGGAGGUCAAGGUUUGCCGCUGAGAAGGUCACAGUGUCCCUGUUACCCGGAGAUCCACCCCUACUACGUGGCAAGUGUUCUUAUCAUCGCUGGGCUGAGCUCUGGUUUGUUCUUCAGCCCCCAGCAGUGCCCCCUGGUUACUGAGGAAGCAUUCCACUUGACGGUUCGUUUUAGUACCAGUGUUCUUGAAGUAUUUAUUGCUCAGCUAAGCAUUCGUCUCUCUUGGCUCUUGCUUUGUCCUUGUUCUCAGAUUCUUCUGUUCAGCUCAGUGAUCCUGGCAGGAAGAGCUCCCGGAGCUCACCUGGCCAGCUGGGUUCUCAGGAGACCUGCACUGUGCAUGGUUCUUGCCACCAAUUAUUGGCAUGGGUUGUCCCGUGGAAGAAAACGCCUGCCGUAACUGACAUUCGAUAUAUUAAAUGUUUAGAAGAAACCUAUCAGGGAUACAAAUCAUUACACAGCAAAAACCUACAUCUAAUUCAGUACUUCUGUAAACACAGGCUCCAUCAGGAUACUUAGGGAUCGUGCUUUUCCCGGCCAAUCACUUCACAUUCCUUCUCCAGAUAGGGAAACUGAUGGAGAAAGGUGCCUGUGUUCAUUUUAGUGUAAGAUGUAUGCAGACUGAAAUCCUGGCUUAGCCUGCCCCUGGGUGUGUGCAGUGAGCGGUCCCUGCCUGCAAUCCCAGCUUUUCUGGAGGCUGAGGCAGGAUUGCAGGUUAGUGUCCUACCUGGGCAAUUGCGCAAGAUGACGCUUCAAAAUAGAAAAUAAGAAACAGAGCUGGAGAUGGGGCUCAGUGCGAAGGCCCUGGGUCCAAUCCCAGUACCUGGAGACAGAGAAAGAAUUUACCUGGGCCCGAAAGCUGGUGUGAUAAGCAUGGCCUCACUUUAAUUAUUCUCCCACAGCCAAACUCAGGGACAGUAGGUUAUUUUUAUUUUACUACAAACUAUCAUAUGUGUGUGUACAGAUAAAAAGACACUGAAUAAAGGAAACAUAAACAUUUUGUUAUAUGUGAGAUAAUGUCUUUUUUGGACUAAGUAUGACAUGGUAAUUAAAAAUUUUAAGUGCUUGUAUUCUUUGAUACUGUGAUUUGAGCAACUAUUUCCAAGAUGAUAUUAUGUAAUCUAUUAACAGGUGAUUUCUUACUGUUAUGUUUUUUUUUUUGUAGUUCUGUAUUAUGUGUAACCUUACACUGCUUUGUUUUGUUUUGUGUUUUUCUCUUUAUCCUCUUAAAUAAAAAAAAAAAUUUUAAGUGCUAUAGGAAA